UGGCAUUUCUGCAUGGCACCCGAGCCCGAGUAAUGAGUGUAAACUCCGGAAUAUCGGGAACAAAAGCAACCCGUGGACGCUUUCCUUUGUGCUGAGGAAUUAACACCUUUUCAAAGUUAAAUCCUCGGAUUGUCCCGCUUCUACGGGAGGUGGUAUUAAAAUGCGCCUUCAUAACAAAUGGCUGCGAGUUGUCGGAGCGGCUUUUCUGGGUUCGUGGGCGGGGCGAGAUGACACCACAAUUAAAGAUGAACUUUGUGUGAACUAAUUUAUCUGACCCAAGGUAACGAGGAGGCCGAGACAGGAGGGAAUGUGUAUAAAAGGCUGCAUGUAACCCAGAGAGAGUCAGACACGAGAGAAGACCUGUGCAUGCGCUGCUGUUCCUCGGUUGUUUUUUAAAAAGGUGCGCGUCAUGGGUCUGUACACUUUGUUGGUAACGUUGCUGUGUACGGUCGUGCUUCCCGUGCUGCUGCUGUUAGCCGCGGUGAAGCUGUGGCAGGUUUUGGUGAUCCGAGGACUCGACCCGAGCUGCACGAGCCCCCUUCCCCCGGGCACCAUGGGUCUGCCUUUCAUUGGAGAGACGCUGCAGCUCAUCCUCCAGAGGAGAAAGUUUCUGCGCAUGAAGCGUCAAAAGUAUGGCUUCAUCUACAAAACGCACCUCUUCGGGAACCCCACGGUGCGCGUCAUGGGCGCUGAGAACGUGCGCCAGAUCCUGCUCGGGGAGCACAAGCUGGUCGCUGUGCAGUGGCCCGCCUCUGUCAGAACCAUCCUCGGCUCAGACACGCUCUCCAACGUGCACGGGUCUCUGCACCGAAACAAGAAAAAGGCGAUCCUGAAGGCUUUCUCUCGGGAUGCUCUGGAGCACUACAUCCCGCUGAUCCAGGAGGAGGUGCGGUGCGCAGUCAGUGACUGGAUGGAGCGUGAUGCACCUGUGCUCGUGUACCCAGAGAUGAAGCGCCUCAUGUUCCGCAUCGCCAUGAGAAUCCUUCUGGGCUUUGAACCCGAGCAGAUCAAGAGGGACGAGCAAGAGCUUGUGGAGGCUUUUGAGGAAAUGAUCAAGAACCUCUUCUCUCUCCCAAUUGACGUCCCAUUCAGCGGCUUAUAUCGGGGCCUCAAAGCACGAAAUUUUAUUCAUGCAAAAAUUGAGGAGAACAUCAGGAAGAAAAUCCAAGAUGGUGACAAUGAGAAUGAGCCCAAGUACAAGGAUGCUCUUCAGCAGUUGAUUGAAAAUAGCAGGAGAAGUGAUGAGCCACUCAGCAUGCAGGCGAUGAAGGAGGCAGCAACUGAACUUCUCUUUGGCGGUCACGAGACUACCGCCAGUACAGCAACUUCUCUGGUGAUGUUCUUGGGACUGAAUCCAGAGGUGAUUCAGCGAAUCCGAGAGGAGCUCGAAGAGAAGGAGGUUUCAAGCAUGUAUUUGCCUGAAAGAGCUCUUAAUAUGGAGCUGCUGGAACAUCUCAAGUACACUGGCUGUGUCAUAAAGGAAACCCUCCGAAUUAAUCCACCUGUGCCUGGGGGAUUCCGUGUUGCACUUAAAACCUUCGAACUCAAUGGCUACCAGAUUCCCAAAGGCUGGAAUGUCAUUUACAGCAUAUGUGAUACCCAUGAUGUUGCAGAUAUCUUCCCACACAAAGAGGAAUUCCAGCCAGAGAGAUUCAUGGCUAAAGGCUUGGAAGACAGUUCCAGGUUUAACUACAUCCCCUUUGGAGGAGGAGCCAGGAUGUGUGUGGGAAAGGAGUUUGCCAAAAUGCUACUCAAGAUAUUUUUAGUCGAGUUAACACAGCACUGCAACUGGACACUUUUGAACGGACCCCCGACAAUGAAAACGGGUCCAACUGUGUAUCCUGUGGACAAUCUUCCCACAAAGUUCUGCCGUUACGUCAGUAAUUAGCGCAUUAAAUCAGGCAUGAACUGUUGGCAUGGGAAUUGUACAGAUAUACAUGUAUAUAUUUUAAUUUUGUUGAUGAAAUGUAAUGUAUGAUACUUUAUAUCAAAUCUGUAUAUAAUUCCAUUCUUUAACUAAGGGCACUACUCUUUUUAUGAAUCACUGUAUUUCUUUGAGGUAUAUGAUGUAUAUUUGUAAUGUAGUUUUAUAUAUAUAGAUAUAUAUAUACAUAUAGUGUGUUCUACUGAAUGCAACUUAAUUUAAAUUUAUGAUUUGAUGUAUGAGCUUUAUUUAAUAA
This is a messenger RNA of Pangasianodon hypophthalmus (striped catfish), 2180 nucleotides long. RefSeq names its product cytochrome P450 26A1 (gene cyp26a1). The coding region runs from base 410 to 1888 and encodes 492 amino acids. Gene Ontology annotation, molecular function: oxidoreductase activity, acting on paired donors, with incorporation or reduction of molecular oxygen; monooxygenase activity; heme binding. The record is from RefSeq and is a predicted model, not a curated record. NCBI's taxonomy places the organism in Eukaryota, Metazoa, Chordata, Actinopteri, Siluriformes, Pangasiidae. Gene Ontology annotation, biological process: sterol metabolic process. The transcript has 7 exons.